AAAACGAAUGAAGUAUUCGGGUUAGGAUGUACGUAACUCCCGUUCAGUCUAUUAACCAUGCUCUAAUGUACUAAUACUCGCUGUAUUCACGUAUUUACGGAGAACGGUAAUUUUAGUGAGAGUACUUACAACUAGGUACUCCAGACUAUUUCAAAUUCAAGUUGAAUCAGUGAUGACCAUGGACCUACAAGUUUGAACUCGGUUUAGAAGUUACACGACCAAGCCUAAGAACAAAACAUCUGUUUUUAGCAUUUUUUCCUAUAAUUGAACAUUUGUUUUAUUUAUUCUUCUGUGUUGAUAUCCUCUUUGAAGGCCAAAUAUGAAAAUGGUGUUAUCUCAGCGACAACGUGAAGAACUAAAUAAAGCCAUUGCAGACUACUUAGCUGCAAGUGGAUAUAUGGAAACCUUAGAAAGUCUGAAAAAGGAAGCAGAUAUGCCUGGAGAAAUAGAUAAGAAAUAUGUUGGACUUUUAGAAAAGAAAUGGACUUCAGUCAUAAGGUUACAAAAGAAGGUUAUGGAUUUGGAGUCCAAAUUGGUUGAAGCUGAGAAAGAGUACAUUACUGGAGCUCCAACUCGAGAGAAAAGAUCUCCUUCAGAAUGGAUCCCACGGCCACCUGCAAGGUAUAUUCUAACUGGACAUCGAGCUCCCGUGACCAGAGUAAUUUUUCAUCCUGUGUUUAGUCUACUGGUAUCAUCUAGUGAAGAUGCAACAAUAAAGGUAUGGGAUUAUGAAACGGGAGAUUACGAGAAAACUAUGAAGGGCCACACAGACUCAGUUCAAGAUAUUGCAUUUGAUCACACUGGAAAGUGGUUAGUUUCAUGCUCUGCUGACAUGUCUAUAAAGCUCUGGGAUUUUCAAGUCUAUGAAUGUGUCAAGACAAUGCAUGGGCAUGACCACAAUGUGUCUUCUGUGACUUUCACACCUAGUGGUGAUCAUGUAAUGUCCUGUUCUAGAGACAGAACCAUCAAAAUGUGGGAGGUUGCUACUGGGUAUUGUAUCAAAACCUUUACAGGUCACAGGGAAUGGGUGAGAAUGGUGAGGGUUAACCAAGAUGGCUCAUUGAUUGCUUCAUGUUCAAAUGAUCAGACUGUAAGAGUGUGGGUAGUUACUACAAAAGAGUGUAAACUGGAACUUCGUGAACAUGACCACGUAGUGGAGUGUAUUGCUUGGGCUCCGGAGAAUGCCACUCCAAUGGUUAGUGAGGCUGCUGGAGCUGAUAACAAAAGAGGUGCUAAAACUGGUCCUUUCUUGUUGUCUGGAUCUCGAGAUAAAACUUUGAAGAUGUGGGACAUCAGCACUGGUCUAUGUCUUUUUACUUUGGUUGGACAUGACAAUUGGGUAAGAGAAAUGAAGUUUCACCCAGGAGGCAAAUAUGUCAUCAGUGCUUCAGAUGACAAAACGUUAAGAGUGUGGGAUAUUAAAAACAAACGUUGUUUGAAAACCCUGGAUGCCCACAAUCACUUCUGUACCUCAUUAGAUUUCCACAGGAAUACUCCUUAUGUAAUCACAGGUAGCGUAGAUCAGUCGGUCAAAGUGUGGGAAUGCCGUUAAGCAUGUUUAAGAAGUUUGAGUUGUAAAUCUUAAUGCAGAAGUGUUCCAUUUAGUCUGAACUCAUUGUGGAUAUUUUCUGUAAAUCAAGCUUCUUACAUCUCAGUAGAACUAAAUUUUUGAUUUAUUCUUCUCGUAAGUUCCCCCCCCCCCUUUCCUUGUGAAUAUUUUGUCCUGUCUUGAAGUUUUUGUUUUAUUGAGAAAGAAAGAAAUAAUACAUUGAAAUUGAAAAAGAGCAGCUUUGUAAGAAGUCGGGAACUUUGAUAUAUGUAUUACAGUAAUUUUAAUUAUAAAGAUUGUGCAAAAAACAUUCAUUGCCAAACUGAGGUUGUCUGUAGAACUGUUUAUCCUGUAGAAAAGAAAAACAAAAGUGAAUAUAUUCUGUGACCUGAACUUAAUUCUAGUGUCUAGUGUCCUACUUCAUUAGGUAUUCUU
Messenger RNA from Limulus polyphemus (Atlantic horseshoe crab), 1984 nucleotides. Its product is annotated as lissencephaly-1 homolog. Lineage: Eukaryota; Metazoa; Arthropoda; Merostomata; Xiphosura; Limulidae. Gene Ontology annotation, biological process: intracellular protein transport; endoplasmic reticulum to Golgi vesicle-mediated transport; retrograde vesicle-mediated transport, Golgi to endoplasmic reticulum. The coding region runs from base 320 to 1552 and encodes 410 amino acids. The record is from RefSeq and is a predicted model, not a curated record. Gene Ontology annotation, cellular component: COPI vesicle coat. Gene Ontology annotation, molecular function: protein binding. The transcript is spliced from 13 exons.